GCCCUGAUACUCUCUGUACUCCGUAUACAUGUGAGAAUGUGCUAAGAUUGAGCCGGCCGUUUCCCGAAAUAGUACUGAAGCCGAUCCAAAAUGGUUAGUGCGUACCCGAAAAAGGCAUGGAACGAAGUUCUUUCAACUCGCCUCCAUCUUGACCCCUUCACUAUGUACUCGUCUUUUCUGCCGUGGACUGAAGUCGUGAACUCGUUGCAUUAACCGGGCAGACGGAUUUAGACCAUCGGAAAAUUCUCAGCCUACUGUACGUACUGACUUGGGCAAGAGACCAACCAAAAGGCAGAAAAAAAAAAGAGGCCGCAUAUGCUCUAGGGCUUCUAAACAUGGACCACAUUUUCAUCAAUGUCAAAGAACCGGGCGACGCCCUGCAGCUCACUAAGAAGUCCACUGUUCGAUCACAUGUCGCUCGCCGUCAAUGGCAGGCUCAUACUGCAGCGAACAAGGACAGGAAAAGGAAGAGGGAGGAGUACCUCCCAUUACGAAUAGAGCUGGAUUGCUCGAGGCUGAUGAACAAUGGACAACUACCACAACCGUCGGCAGUACCGGAGGGUGAAGAGAAGAACCAUACAGCCCAAGCCCAAUAUACAGGCCAGUCUACUACAACAGCUUCCUUCAUGUUACCUUCUAUACCGAUGAUGAUAGGUGGUCUACGUGUCGAUCCAUUCCGAUCAUAUCCCAUCGAGUUCAAGCCGUUCCUCCCAUGGCUUGUGGAUCACUAUCUAGUAAGCAUGGCCGUCGCUAUCCCCGAGCUAGACCAGCCAGGAAACAGUUGCUUACUGCGCACCCGAUGGUUUCCCCUCGUGAUGACCGAACCGAGCCUCUUCCUGGUAAUUAUGUUGAUCGCAGCAUCACACUAUGCAUCUGUGCAACUAAACACCACUGAGCUCAAAUUAAACCUACUCAGUAUGCGUGGUGAAGCCGUACAGGCCAUCAACCAGUCCCUCGCCAAACAACACGGGACGAUAAACGACGCCUUAGUCGGUGCAAUAGCCAAAAUGGCCAGUUAUGAGGCCAUGUUUGGUAAUGUGGACACGUAUGGUGUGCACAUGCAGGGUCUGUAUCAGAUUGUAAAUCUUCGAGGGGGGCUUGAUGGGCUUGGGCUGGGCGGGUUAUUGCGGAGGAUUGUGGUUUGGAUUGAUCGGAAUGGUGCGUUUCUGAACGGUUCGAUGUUGUAUUUUCCAGGGGCGACUUUUGUCGACGGGCAACCGCUGCCAGAUCCUAAUCCGGGGAAUUUUCUUGGUGCUUCAUGACCGUGACUCGGCGGAGGGGGGAGAUUUGAGGGACAAGGGAGGAAAGCGAGGGUCGAGAGGCGUUAACGUUUGGUUCAGUCUAUUGCAACUUCAGUGCUAGCAUGAGGAUUUCGGACUUUAGCGGAUCAUAAUUUGAGCAUCAGUCAUGUGAAAUAUUCCUGGGGAAUAGAAACUCUGGGCAUGAAAACGGGGUCCUUUUCGUAUAUAUAUGGAGUGUGGGAUGGGUCCGGAGUACAAGGAUCACAUUGAGCAUUGCAUCAACUCCUCGGUAUGCACCAUUAAUGCGACAUACCCUUUCGAGUUAACACUU
Messenger RNA from Aspergillus ruber CBS 135680, 1572 nucleotides. RefSeq lists its product as uncharacterized. Lineage: Eukaryota; Fungi; Ascomycota; Eurotiomycetes; Eurotiales; Aspergillaceae. The coding region runs from base 336 to 1262 and encodes 308 amino acids. The record is from RefSeq and is a predicted model, not a curated record. The transcript is spliced from 3 exons.